AGUAAUAUACGUGCAGAUUGUAUACACAUUGCGUCUAUUUGUAGUAGCAACACUAACUAGUGAGAUGUGAGUCAUUAUGAUUAUCAUAAAGACAAGUUAAUGCACCGUUUGACUUAUGAUAAAUAGAGCCAAAUCCUCAGAUUUUUUUAGCCAUUUGUACAAAAUGAAACCAUGGAUUCUAUUUUUAUGACCUUGACUAAGGUUUCUUCCUUUCUUGAUUGAUUAAAGAGAAUUAAGCAUCUAAGGUAGCCAUGGUCAUGAGUGAGACUCCACCACGUCUUGAGGGUAAAUAUGCUGCAAUAGUGAUUUGCUGGUUUCUUGGCAUUGGGGGUCUUUUCGCUUGGAACAGUAUGCUCACAAUAGUAGAUUACUAUAUUUACUUGUUCCCGAAAUACCAUCCUUCUAGGGUGCUUACCAUUGUAUAUCAGCCAUUUGUAUUUGCAACACAAGCAAUAUUGGCUUACAAUGAGGCCAAAAUCAGUACAAGGAUACGGAACCUGUUCGGAUACACUGUCGUUUUCUUUGGCAUUUUGGCGUUGUUAAUUUUGGAUUUAGCAACAUCUGGUAAAGGAGGGAUCGGAACUUUUAUUGGUAUAUGCAUAGUUAGUGGUGUAUUUGGAAUAGCCGAUGCCCAUGUACAAGGCGGAAUGGUGGGAGACCUGUCUUACAUGCUUCCGGAAUUCAUUCAGGUCAGCAUCACAAUUGUAAUUACUACUAUGAGGUUCAAAAGUUACUUUCAACAUAUACAUUUGAUAAUGAUUUUAUUGUUGCAGUCGUUCCUUGCUGGUUCUGCAGCGUCUGGUGCUCUAACAUCAGCUUUGAGAUUAAUUACAAAAGCCGUGUUUGAGAAUUCUCCUGGUGGUCUUCGCAAAGGAGCCAUUCUGUUCUUUGCCAUAUCAUCAUUUUUUGAGCUUCUGUGUGUCAUUCUCUACGCGUUUAUCUUUCCCAAAUUACCAAUCGUGAAGUACUACCGUUCGAAAGCAGCCUCCGAAGGAUCCAAAACUGUUACAGCUGAUCUUGCUGCAGCUGGCAUCAAGACCUCACCCGGCAUAGACAUGGAAGACUCAAAACAACAGGAUCGCAAAGGAAUAAAACAAUUGUUAUCGGAAAACAUUGAUUAUGCAGUUGACCUGUUCCUAAUAUAUGUGCUAACAUUGUCUAUUUUCCCUGGCUUCUUAUCGGAAGAUACUGGAUCACACAGUUUAGGCACCUGGUAUGCUCUUGUUUUAAUUGCCACGUUUAAUGUGUUUGAUCUUAUCGCAAGAUACAUUCCGCUCGUGAAAAUCUUGAAGAUGGAGUCUAGAAAAAUGAUCACCACGGCAGUAAUUUCUCGUUUUUUACUUAUACCAGCGUUUUAUUUCACUGCGAAGUAUGGUAAGCAGGGCUGGAUGAUAUUCUUGACAUCAUUCUUAGGGUUAUCCAAUGGUUACCUCACUAUCUGUGUUUUCACUUCUGCACCUAAAGGUUACAAGGGACCUGAACAAAAUGCUUUGGGAAAUAUGUUGAUGCUGUGUCUUCUUGGAGGUCUUUUUGUAGGGGUAACACUUGACUGGCUAUGGUUAAUAGGUAAAGGAUGGUGACAUCCUAUGAAGCACGGAUACAAACACGGACACAAGACGGACACUGACACACCGACACCGCUAAUAAUUUAAGAAAAUAACAUACUUCAGUGUAAUUACAAGUGUCAGUGUCAGACAAGCCACCUGUCGGACACCGGGACACACCUAUUCCGAAGAGUGUCCGUGCUUCACUCAAACAAGCUAAACUAGAAAAAUGGCAUAGACACAUUGUUCACAAAUAGAUGGAUAGAUGGUGGAAAUAUAUUUCUUUGUACUC
Molecule: messenger RNA, 1836 nt
Organism: Medicago truncatula (barrel medic)
Lineage: Eukaryota; Viridiplantae; Streptophyta; Magnoliopsida; Fabales; Fabaceae
Product: equilibrative nucleotide transporter 3
Exons: 8
Coding region: 252-1580 (442 amino acids)
Biological process (GO): nucleoside transmembrane transport
Cellular component (GO): plasma membrane
Molecular function (GO): nucleoside transmembrane transporter activity
Source: RefSeq, a predicted model, not a curated record